AUGUCUCACAAACAAGGGAAAUUGAGUCCUAAUACUCCCCAGGCAAACCCAAAUGCUAUUAACCGUAAUGCGGGCCUGCAUGCACUGGAAUAUGAAGAAGCUAUGGAAGUCGAACAACCCUUGAGUGAUACUUCAGAACACGAUCCAUCCUCAGAUGCAAGUCAGGAUGAACAACACCCUUGGUUUUAUAAUGCUACUGUCAAAGGAUGCUGCGGGACAACUUGUGAACAAACAGAUGCUUCGGUUGAUGCCUUUGACGAAAAUGACGAAGCAAGAGCUUCAGGAGUUAUCGAAGGUGUCUUCGAAAACAUUUUACAUCACAAGCAAAGUGCCGCACGUGCAGACGUUCGCGUGGUUCGAGGAUCAGGAAUGAUUCGUUGUCUCCCGUGGAAAAUACUUGUAAUUUUUCAUCCGGCGGACGCUCAGUCGACAAUUGGUGUUUUUGUACAGUGUAAUGCAGAAAGCGAAUCACUAACCUGGAGUUGUACUGCCAAAGCAACUAUUCAGUUAGUUGCUCAGAGACCGAAUUGCAAGAAUAAAGAAAUGAAAAUUCAGCAUACUUUCACACACAAGGAAAACGACUGGGGUUUCCAACAAUUUAUUAGUUAUGACGAGUUGCUUAAUCCAGAGAGAGGUUUCAUAUCUCCAACAGAUCCGAAAGAUACAAUUAUUAUCCGAGCUCAUAUUAAAGCUGAUGCUCCUCAUGGUGCUGAUUGGGAUUCCAAACGCCACACUGGAUUUGUUGGGCUGAAAAAUCAGGGCGCUACUUGCUAUUUAAAUUCUCUGCUUCAAGCAUUGUAUUGCACAAAUAAAUUACGACGUGCAGUAUUUUUAAUGCCAACGGAAAGUGAUGAUGCCCAAACAAGUGUACCUCUGGCUCUGCAACGAGUAUUUUAUGAAUUGCAGUUCAGUAGUCGUGCUGUAGGCACUAAAAAGUUGACUCGCAGUUUUGGUUGGGCCACUUUAGAUUCAUUUAUGCAACAUGAUGCUCAAGAAUUAUGUCGGGUUUUACUGGACAACUUGGAAAACAAAAUGAAAGGCACUUCAGUUGAGGAUGUUAUACCCGGACUAUUUUGUGGGAAAAUGCUUUCUUAUAUAAAUUGUAUCAAUGUUCCUUAUUCUUCUAAGAGAGAAGAAAAUUUCUAUGAUAUCCAACUUAAAGUUAACGGAAAUCGUUCUGUUUAUGACGCUUUCAAUGAAUACAUUGCUAAAGAAACCCUCUCUCAAGAUAAUAAAUAUGAUGCUGGUGCUUAUGGGCUCCAAGAAGCUGAAAAAGGUGUUAUAUUCACAAGAUUUCCGCCGGUACUGUACCUGCAACUAAUGCGUUUUCAGUAUGACUUCGUUGCUGAUACAAAUAUCAAACUAAAUGAUCGAUUUGAAUUUCCACCUAUUCUUAAGUUGGAUCAGUUUUUGGCUGAACCAAAACCAUCUACUUAUAAACUUCACGCUGUACUUGUGCACUCUGGUGAUAAUCAUGGUGGUCAUUAUGUUGUAUAUAUAAAUCCAGCGCUAAAUGGUAUAUGGUAUCAGUUUGACGACGAUGUUGUUUCACGUUGCUCACCCCGUGAUGCUAUCGAUAUGAAUUUCGGAGGUAGUGAUGAUCCUGAUAUGCGUCUUUGCACAAACGCUUAUAUGCUUGUGUAUAUCGCAGAUUCCGCGAAAGAUGAUGUUUUAUGCCCUGUUUCUGAGAUAGAUAUUCCUGAGACAUUACGCGAACGAUUCAUGGAUGAACAAAAGAUGGAUGAGGCUAAAAGAAAACAAAAAGAAAAGGUUCAUUUGUAUGUCGCUAUUCAGUUAAUACUUGAAGAGGACUUCUAUGGUUGGCAAGGUCCAGAUUUGUGUAGUCAAGAGUUAUUACCCAGUCGGAUGUUACGCGUCCAAAAACAAACUGUUCGUCCGAAAUUAUUAGAAGAUGUGGCUAGUGUGUUGCAUUAUCAGCCUGAAGGAAUACGUUUGUGGCGGUUUCAACCUCGACGUAAGAACAUGCCUACUCAUCUAAUUGAACUUUGUGAUAAUCAGCCUUUAUGCGCUAUGAAAGAUGCUCUCAUAUUUUUUGUUCAGUCCGAUACUUCGACUGAUUCAGCUAUUCCUCGUGUGGAUAAAGAACAAACUGUGAUAGAUCGACACUUGUUUUUCCUAAAAUAUUUCGAUCCAUUCACUUGGACGUCAACCUUUUGUGGCCAUGUGGAAAUUCGCAGAGACGAAUCGUUGAGGGUUAUUGAACCAAUCGCUCGCGAACGGGUUGGACUACCUUCUAAUUGUAAAUUAAUGUUUUUCCAAGAUGAUUCGAAAUCUUUGAUAUCUGAAAUUACACAGCUUGAUAUCCCAAUAUCUAAAAUGUAUAAACGCGAUAUCCAAGGACAGAUUUUGUACUUUCAAGCUAAAUCAAUUAAUUGUUCAAUCCCAUUACCAUUUGGAUUGAUGGAAACUACUGAGAUGGGGAAAGAAGCGUUGAGCAGUUUAGUAGAUGAUGCGCAUAUUUUGUCGUCUGUUGAAAGUCCUCUUCUUACUGACAACAGCCAGGUUAUUGGUAUGAAUGGUAUAGCCAUCCCUUCACAUAUCGUGGACGAUAAUGUUAGUGGUAACGCAGAUGUUUGCAGAGAUAUUUCGGAGUCUUCUGUUAUCUCGUUAUCGAAUAUUGAUUCCAUUACUUUGCAUAAAAUGGCUACUUUCCCAGCAGUAGCUGGCAAUAAAUCCCGAUCUUGUAUGAAUCUGAUGGGUCAACCGAUUACAGCCGAUUUACAAACGCAAACAAUCUCGUCUGCAGAAAAAUUGACUAUUUUUGAUUACUUCGGCAGUUAUAUACGUCAGUUCGAAAUAUUAUUGGUGGAUAAGCUUAGACCUCAGGACGCUGGGAUUCUCAUUCAGGUGUCAGCCGAUCUUACGUAUUGGGAAUUUGCCAAUGUUGCUGCAGCAUACCUGUCAACGCAAAGUAACCGUCUUCAAUUUUUCCGUUCACAACAAGGAUUUGGGAAUACGACGGAUGCUGUUAAUGCACCAAUUUAUGUCUCGCCUGUCUCCACUGGGACUGGUGUCACCGGAAGUGAACUUGCAUCUCCACCUAUCAGUUCAGAAACUACAGAGAACACUUGUGGCAAUAACAACGUCUGUUCUGUAGAGAGUGGGGGUGUAGGAGUUACAGGAACUCGUGGUUCACCAAUUCAUCCUCAUUUGUUAACAGCCAAAUCAUCUGGUUUCCCAACGUCGUCACCCUACUUAAAUUCACUUGUGGCAGCCGCAGCCGCUCAGGGUUUGAUGCGAGAACCUCCCGGUCCUGCAAUCAGCUCGUCAUAUUCUGGUACAUUGCAGGAAUUUUUCCUUCCGUUUACUGUUGCGCCCACAAAUACUUCAUGGGCUUCUGAUGUUGGUGGUAUCGGGCCAGGUUUGGUUAAUAGCGGAAAUACAUUGUCAGGAACUGGUGGAAAUACCCCCACUCCAGAUCGCUUUCCAAUACCGCUUAAUCGUUUUUGUGGUGCUGUGACUGUUAGCCGUUCUCCUUUGGGCCCUGUUACUUCUUCCCCACCUCGUCGUGUGUACUACGCACAUUUGGCUAUUCGAAUCGAUGAACUUGAAACAAUGCGUCAAGUUCGUGUGAUUUAUGUUGGGCAAAAAUUAUCGGAAAAGGCAGAAUUAAUUCUAUCAGUACCCCAGAACGGUUUAGUUUUAGAUCUUUUAAAAGAAGCUUCUCGUCAUUUAGUCUUGCCUCCUGGUGGUUCUGGCCAACUGCGUCUACUCAAAAUUUCUCGUAAUCGAAUUAUACAAGAGUAUCCUCCAACACAAAAACUUUCACUCAUACCUGAAUCUGCUGUGUUUCCUCAAACAUAUGCAGGGUCGUCUCCUAUUCAUAGUCUUCGGAUUGAAGAAAUUCCUCUUGACGAAAUAAACUUGAAACCUGACGAGACUGUAGUAUACGUUUCUCAUUUUGACAAAGCUUUCACAGAGACUUUCGGUGUGCCGUUCACUGUACGCAUUCGAGAUGGAGAGAAUUACACUGCAGUGCGCGAGCGUAUACGUAAACGCCUAGAAGUACCUGAAAAGGAGUUUGACCGUUGGCGAUUCGCUGUAAUUUAUCCAACUGAGGGCGCUUACAUCCCGAAUGAAGGGGAUCCCACAGUGCAGAUAAAAAGGUUUACUCACUAUUGUCUUCCUGAAAGUCGCCCAUGGUUGGGAAUCGAUCAUAAGCCAUCUAAACGUCCUCGUUAUGCUCCAAAUGAAAAACCUAUCAAGAUUCAUAAUUAA
This is a messenger RNA of Schistosoma spindalis, 4239 nucleotides long. Lineage: Eukaryota; Metazoa; Platyhelminthes; Trematoda; Strigeidida; Schistosomatidae. The record is from the annotation of a GenBank genome assembly.